Messenger RNA from Tyto alba (common barn owl), 2366 nucleotides. RefSeq names its product DDRGK domain containing 1 (gene DDRGK1). The coding region runs from base 18 to 914 and encodes 298 amino acids. The transcript is spliced from 9 exons. The record is from RefSeq and is a predicted model, not a curated record. Lineage: Eukaryota; Metazoa; Chordata; Aves; Strigiformes; Tytonidae.
GGGGGGGGGCCGGGGCAAUGGACGCCGCGCUGCUCGCCGCCGUUGCCGCGCUGCUCGCCGUCCUCCUCUUCUUUGCCACCCGCCUCCGCGGCCGGGCGAGGGCAGCUGAUGAGGAACACCAGGGAAAUGCAGCGGCGGCAGCAGCGGCCAGGCCUCGGCCCCACGCGGAAGAGCGGGGAGAGGGGAUGCCAAGGCGCCGGAGGAACAUGGGGAACCGGAUGAUGGCCCAGAGGAGAGCGCAGCAGGAGGAGGGCUGGGUGGAAGAGGAAGACGACGCUGAAGAGGUGCCAGAAUUUCAGGUGUCUGGGAAAAUUGGAGCAAAAAAGCAGAGGAAAUUAGAAGAGAAACAAGCCAGAAAAGCACAGAGAGAGGCUGAAGAAGCAGAGCGAGAAGAACGGAAAAAACUUGAGUCAAAAAGAGAGGAGGAAAGGCGGAAAGAAGAGGAGAGAAUACGUCUCGAGGAAGAACGACAGGAAGAGGAAAGAAGGAAAGCAAAGGAAGAAGAGGAGAAGAGGGAGUAUGAAGAGUACCUGAAGCUGAAGGAGAGUUUUGUAGUUGAAGAGGAAGGGGUUGAAGAAUCAAUGACAGAGGAAGAGUCUCGCAGCUUUCUAAUGGAAUUUCUUGAAUAUGUUAAGAAAACAAAGGUAAUCCAGCUGGAGGACUUGGCUUCACAUUUGGGUUUAAGAACACAGGAUGCAAUUAACAGAAUCCAGGACCUGAUGGCAGAUGGCACUCUAACAGGUGUGAUUGAUGACAGAGGAAAGUUCAUCUACAUCACUCCAGAGGAGAUGGCUGCCGUGGCUCAGUAUAUCAAACAGCGAGGACGAGUCUCCAUCGCAGAGCUGGCCCAAGCAAGCAAUUCCCUGAUCAACCUCCAGCCUGACAGCCGAGCUGCUGCUCCGACUGUGGCGUGAAACUGUGGCCUGAGAAGAAUCAAGCAGGGGGUUUAACCUUUUCAUGAAUAAGCAACGUGAUUAAAAACAAACGAGCGCCCCUCUAGUCCAUUCACGGGGCUUGAAGACGGUAGGAUGCUCUUUUUAAGCAUUAGCUGCAAGACUUGAUUGAAAGUUUGGCUCCUGAUUCUGUUCGAGCUGAUGUAAAAUAGGACAGUCUUUUCUACAACAGAGGCUAGCCAAGAACUUGGGGCUAAAACGCUCUGAUGCCCUUGUACCCCAGGAACAUCAGUAAUUUUUAUAUGGUUACUCUAUCAUGGCAGUCAGUCUCAUGUGACUAUACCCAAACUUUUAAUUGUUUCCAGAUUCUGAUGUUUGUGUCAAAUAUAUUUGGUUCUCAUUGUAUUUGGGAUCCUCCAGACUUGCUCUGCACUUAUGGACCUGUGUAACUUUGUGGCAAUGAUGUAUACAGCCCAGAAUAAUAGGCGUGUAGGGAUGAGGCUUGCAGAUUAUGUCUUCAGGAUCAACACUGGAAGGCUAGAGUAAAAAAAUACUGCAAGUGUGUCUUUGUUCUUAAUGAAAUAUAUACUGAAACUCUAGAAAGAGUGCUUGCUAUGUUGUGAGAACUUCCAGAGGUUAUUUCAGAUAAACCUUUGCUAUAUAAAUAUGUUUUGUUUGGUUUAUAUUAUGUAAAAAGUUCGCUUGCAGCAAAGCUGCGUUAUUUUUCUGUAGCCAAGAGACAGAAAUACCUCCAGGGAAAGGCUAGCUCGCCUCGUUUAUUGUGCAGGCCAAUUCUACUGAUACCAACCAGAUUCUGAUGAUUCAUCCUUUGAAGUAAGAGCCAGCUCAGUGCGUCUGAAGGCCCCAGACACCACCCCCACCCCAUGGCCUUUGUGUUCUGCAUGUUUGGGGGUUUUUAAAUACAAAAUUCAGGCACUAUGAGUCAUGCAAUUAAUGUUACAAGUAAAUGAUUAAUAAUAUGUUACUUGUAGGGGUCGGUAUAUUUCCUGCAUAAGAAUAUUUAUUUUUUUUAAUAGCCUAAUUGAUGCUUUGUUAAUUCUCCUUUCUGAAAUCAACAGAAUCUGUGUGGAUAGACAGUAAUUGGGGAGGGCGAGAGGGGCUGGCUUUGUCUCUGCCAAACUUGGAGAUUUUGAGUAGACUAAAAGCUACGUUAUCAGUGAGAUGAGAUGAGAUAGCAAUAAAGCAACAGAAGGGAAGCAUAUUUCCCUUUUAAUCUCUGCACUGCUGCUGAAUGUGAUACUCUGCAGGAGUGCUGAGGCCGAGUUACAGUGCAGCACCACGCGUUGAUGUGGAAGGUUGGUUCAUCACUACUGUGGUACAUGAUAACCAGCAGAGAGAUUACUUGAGAUUUGAUGCUUGUAAGGUCUCUUAAUUAUUCAAAAUUUGAUUUUACCAUGAUUUCUUCUUCUGUCCUAAACUAUUCUUGUAAUAAACAAUAUUGAAAAAACUGCA